GUCUUCAAGCGCAUUCGCGGUGGCUCUCUGCAAGCACCAAUGGGUUUGAUGAUGGCUGGUUUGCUGGCCUCAUUGCCAACAUUUCGCCACCUUUGGUUUGGUGUUGACUUUACUCAGUGAACGUGUUUUAUGGCGAGCGGUUGUGUGCGCGCUCGUGUCGUUGUAAUUUUUUUCGAAAACCAUAUUUCCUGUUUAUUUGUGUUAAGCAAGUGUUAUGAAAACAACUUUCCUGCAAGUAAAAAAAUUUACAAAAAUUCUAAACUUUUAAGGUUUGACCUACAGUCAAUGUUUUACACAGUAAAUGCAAAAUUAAGAAUUUUCUGAAAAUACCCAAAAAAGUAUCAUCAAUUUCAAACAUCUUCAUGUAGCCGUUGUUGAUAAUUAUAUGUAUGUACCUCAUUAAAGUGCUGUUUCGGUUACACCUUCGUUGCAGCCACGACAUACCAAGAGCGCAGAUGUCAUCUUCAUAGCUAUGGAAAUAUUUGUUGUAAAAAAGAAGUAUAUGUAGGCUGUAGAGUAGCAGACGCGACACACCGACUCAAGCUUCCGGCAGAAAUAUUUGUUUUGUCUGACAAGAAGUCAGCAUUAAAAGGAAAACUUUUUUUAAUUUACCAACUUGUCGCCGAUUAACCAACUGACCAAAGACCUCGCCACGAGCUAAACGCAAUGUCAACGACAUCGUACAUUAUUUAGGCCAUAAAGAAAGAAAACAAAAUUUUUUUAAAACAGUUGUGAGAGUGACUUGUACUUGCCAAAUUAAAUGCACCAGUCAAAGUGAGUUGGUUUUGUUUGUAUUGCUUUUCUGGUUGUCAUAUUAUGGACGCGCUGUGCAAUGGCAACUAAACAAAUCUGGACAACUUAGUAACUAUGUCUGUAUGUAAACGUCAAACGUAAACACCACGUAUACUACUUACCAUACGAGAGGCACACACACAGUCAUACCUACAUAUAUACAACACAUAUAGACCACGAUUUAGAGUACGCAUAGCACCUGUUGCUUUCUUUUAGCCUCCAUCCAUUAAGCCGUAAUUGCGCACACACACGCUGACAUAAAUUCUAAGCGAAUAGCGUGGAUUGGAGUGUGAGAGUGUGUGUUGGACGCCGCAUUUGGCAGGCGUGUGGGUAAAAAAACUCAAGUACAAAUUUCUGCGCAUACGAGGAAUAUUUCUAUGGACGAAAAUGGAUUGCAGUAGACGUUUUUUAUGGCUUUCCGGCAUUUUAUUAGGUCCAAUUCUACUUGCAGCCUUGACGUUACAAGAUGCCGCCAGUCCAGUAUUUCAAAAUCACAAAACGAAAGAGUGGACGAAUUUAGAUAAUAUCACAUUCUCUUUUGAUUGUACACACCGACCGGUUGGCUUCUAUGCCGAUAUGGAGUACAAUUGUCAGAUCUUUCAUAUGUGCGAUGAAGAGGGCAAUCGCAUACCGCAUUUAUGCGCCAACGAGACUUCUUUCAAUCAGGAGUAUCGCAUCUGUGAUUGGGAUUACAAUUUUAAUUGCACAGAAUCACCGAAAUGGUUUUACUUGAAUGAGCUGACAUAUGCCACAGAGCCGCCCGACGAAGACGAAGACUAUUGAGCAACCAGCCGCCCACUAGCCAACCAAUCAACCAGGCCUUCCUUAUCCCCCAAACAACCCCCAAAACUAUUCUAAUCUUCCAUAUCUCUCAAGCACUCCCGAUGUGUGUGUGUGUGUGUGUGUAUUUUGGACUUUACCGACACGAAAUUAGUUAAGCUAAAUAUGUGUAAUUGUAUUUAUAUUAAUGUAAUUAAAUGUAAUUUGUUAUAUCUAAGCUAUAUAAUGAGUAAAAUAUGUUAAACGAUGGAAAAAUAUUGUAUGAGAUUUGUAGCCAGCCAAUUUUGAAUUGAGUAUCUAUUAGAUAUACAUACAUACAUAUACAUGUAGAUAUGUAUUUAGUAAAUAUAAAUUAAUGGC
Messenger RNA from Ceratitis capitata (Mediterranean fruit fly), 1932 nucleotides. RefSeq lists its product as hypothetical. Gene Ontology annotation, cellular component: extracellular region. The transcript is spliced from 6 exons. Lineage: Eukaryota; Metazoa; Arthropoda; Insecta; Diptera; Tephritidae. Gene Ontology annotation, molecular function: chitin binding. Bases 1180 to 1575 code for a protein of 131 amino acids. The record is from RefSeq and is a predicted model, not a curated record.